This is a messenger RNA of Solea senegalensis (Senegalese sole), 3431 nucleotides long. Its product is annotated as mucin-5AC. NCBI's taxonomy places the organism in Eukaryota, Metazoa, Chordata, Actinopteri, Pleuronectiformes, Soleidae. The transcript is spliced from 18 exons. Gene Ontology annotation, molecular function: calcium ion binding. The record is from RefSeq and is a predicted model, not a curated record. Bases 449 to 3235 code for a protein of 928 amino acids.
UCUCCUCCUCCAGGUACAUGGAGCCUCGUCUCCUCUGUGGACAAAGACAAGUUCAAGUUGAAGGAGGUGUACCUAAUAAAGUGGCCAGUGACUGUAACUGCUGUGACAGAUCUUGACAUCUGUCUUUACAGAAUCUACAGCAGAUAAAGCAGGAGGAGUCGUGUUUCUCUGCAGGCUGAUGAUCUCGUCCCCAAGGGUGACCCGGGUCAGCGCUCGCCUCGACUCUCUGACCAAACACAAAGAGGGUGUUUCCAGCCCGCGGCCGUGGUCACUUUCACCCGUCACUCAGACUUUCUCCCACCGCCGCCCGCAGACUCCAGCCUCCCACAGAGAGACGUUGCUUAAAAUCGCUCGGCUGCAAAGACUCGAGGUUUACCGCAAGAAACAAGGAUAAAUAACUCCUUUUCUACAUCGGAACUUAAAUUGUGAAGGUGAGAGCUCCCUGGAGAUGUCUGCUGUCGAUAGAAGAGGCGCUCGGGAGCCUCGCUGGGAGACCAAGAAACCUUCCAGAAGCCAGGAUUUAAAGCCUCCUCUGGGACUUCUGGCUCGGCGUCGGCCUCCCGUCGGCACGAGCACCUGGCCGCCUGAUGGCUCCCGUUCUGCACAGCACAAACACCGGGGACCCAUUUAUGUGUCUUUUGUCAGUAAGGCCGUCCUGUGGGACCGAGGACUGUGUCACUACACCCCUCCCGUCCGUCCAGUGUCUCGUCCCUCACUGUGUCCACGCUUCCUGUCCCACAUGAGAGCUCGCCCCGAGGACUUCCGACCGCCGUGUUUCCAGAACUUCAAGUCCAGACCCGAGCCUCGGUCUCCGUCUGCGGCCAGGACGCCGAGCGCACACGCCUCCUUCACCACUCCGCAGACCCCGGCGCUGGAGGGAUUUUUCCAUCUCACUCCACACAGAAGAAGAGGAAGUAGUAGAAGUAGACAUGUGGUGAAGGAUGAAGGUGUGAUCACAGGAAGGAGCUCUGCUGUUGUGGUCGUUCCCUGUCCUCCGCUUCCUGUCACACCGUCUCUGUCCACCAUUAGUCCAGCGAGGAACCACCACGACAAUCUUCACCUGGAUUCUGGAGGAGGAGAAAAACACAAAGCAAACACGAGUCCAGUGUCUCCAUCGUCUUCCACCUCCUCCUCCCCCACCUGCUCCUUCCAUCGUUCGCUGGAGGACAAAGAGGAAUCUGAGAAGAUGGAGGAUGUUCCUCGAGCCGCUGCAGCGUCCGUCACAGAUCCUGACGUGGAGCUGCUCCUCAGGUCUGCUGGUUCUGGACGCUCAACCUCAGAGAUGCUGCUCUCACGGACGUCCUUCUCAGAUUUAAGUCGUCCUCCAUCCAGUUUAUUCAGCCGCAGCACGAACCUGAGCGGCAGGAGCAGCAUCCUCUCAGUUUACAGGGACUCAGACCCAGGUGGCAGUGGUUGUUUCUCCAAGUCUUCUCCAGAGCUGCAGUCACCUGUGGUCCGUCACACUGCAGCAGGGACUCGCUCUCACCAAUCCUCUACCACCAACACCACCAACACCACCACUAGUCUUCCUCUCCAUGAACAAGUCUUUGGCCAAACCAAACAUCUCUCACCUCACCCAACUUCACACCUCCGUCCAAUUUUAGACAAACCUUCCAGCAGUAACACAAAACACAAAACAGCAGAAAUCCAACACCGGGAUGUCGUCACAGAUCCUGGUCUUGACCCAUCCUGGGACUCUAAUCAUGGCCUUGUUCCACUGGCUUUCCCCUCUACCACUUGGUCCUCCUGCCCAAGUCCAGAGAGCACGACAACUCCCCACUGCUCAGGGUCAGGAGCAAAGUUGACCCCUUCUCCUCCUCCACUGCAGUCUCAUCGCUGGCCCGUUCUGCCGCCCAUCUCUCCUCUCAUCAAAGGACGCUGCGGCUCAGCUGCGUCACGUUACUCGGAGCUCAGCUGCAGUCAGUCCCGCGUGUUUGACGAGCUGGAGGCCAUCGCUCCCCGGUCGGAUUCCUGUCCCUCCCUGGACGAGGCGUCCGACUCGUCGGGCUGUCCUUCACCUGACACAGUGCUGUCUCCUGGCCUGGCGGCGCUGACGGUGGGCUGUGACUCGGGGAAACUGGGCCCUCUGUCCCGGGUCCAGCUGCUCCUACUGGACCGACCAGAACCUGAGACCUUGCCGAGUCCUUGCAGUGUGGACGAGGAGUUCUCGCCAGUGCAGGACUGGAUGGAAAUGAGGAUGCAGCAUGAUCCGCGAUUUAAUUCAGAAGGUGUUUUGAGGCCCCUCACAGCUGGCGACGUCUCUGAAAGGUGUGACUCCGCAGGGAAAGUCCAGGAAAACAAAUCGGAUCAGUCUGAAGGAGGUUCCGGUUCUCCGUCUUCAUGGAUCAUAGACCCGAGUCCUUCACACAACAUGUUCAGAUCCUCACUCUCUCCCUGCCCGUCCAACUAUGCGCCAGGUCGCAGCUCGGACGAAGGAGGAGGCCCCGACGAGGACGACGAAGCCUCGGCCGUGGGGAGGAGCCCGGAGAGUCUGAGAAUCAGAAGUGAAGAGGAGGAGGAAAGAAGGACGGCGGAGGAAAGGAGGACCAACGCGCUGAACAUGCUCUCCAAACUGCAGGAGGAGCCUCCUCGACAGAGCAGCAGCAGGAAAGGCUGCUCCAAUUUUGAAGAUUUCGACUUUUUGGCAAAAUACUGCAUUUUUAGUCCGGAGAAGCUGGAGGAAUAUGAACGAGCUUUUGAAGCAGAGGACAGCGACGGUGACGGCUACAUCUCCUGCCUUCAGGUUCUUCUCGCUCUGAAGAGCAUCGUGCCUUUACAGCUGCUGUCGGACGAGGAGGAAAUCUACGUCUAUAGGAUCCUGGAGAUGGUGGACUUCAGAGUGACAGAUGGACUCGUGGACCUGAGGCUGUUUUCUGUGAUCGCCAGUCUGGCACAGAAAGUCACCACCAUGGAUGACUUCAUGCGAUCGCUCAUCAGCAGCACGGACUUUCGCUCCCUCGAGGUUCGGCUCUUCAAAGCAAAGCAACUGUUCCUGUUCCUCCUGGAGGAGCAGCGAGGAGACGCCGGACCUCAGCAGGGAUUCAUCAGCGCCGAGCAGCUGCUUCUGGAGCUGAAGGCCGGCGGCAUCCGCCUGGAGCAGGAGGCGGCCGUCAGACUGGAGCUGCAGCGCUUCCCUCCUCUGGACCUGCUGGACUUCCUGGCCUAUCUGCCCCUCUUCAUGCUCAUCCACAAGUCCGUCAUCUCCAACCCUCUGGACGACUCCUGCAGGACCUGACCCGCGGUCACGGUCCGGUCUGUUCCUGUGAGGCUCAAGUAUCUGCGGCACUUCUAUACCACAGGGAUUCACUGGAGACAAGUUCACGGGCAUUUUUUUUAUUCUUUUAAAACUGUGAGUGGAGGGAAAAUUACAAGAUAUUGAUUGUAUUUUAUGAUUUUAUAUGUGAGAAAGUAUAAAGUUGCUUGUGAAAUUA